AUGGCAAUGGAGCCUCUCCCGUCCCAUCGCCAGAUGAUUACGGCCCUCAUAAGAUCUGUCUCCAAUAUCGCGCCAUCAAUUAGCCCAGACAUCAUCUCACCAACCCAACCACCUCGGGCCGCGCAACCACCCACACUGUCGCCAUUGCAAGCCAUUCCUACCUCUCAGCGGCCUCUACUAUUAACACUACAUGUACUGUUCCCGAACCUUCUUCUUCCAGCACUGGAUCUUCUUGACCGGGGACUCGUCACGAGACUAGUUCGUAACCAGGAGCUCCAAGAUGGGAGUCCUUCUGAUAAGAUAAAGAACGACGUAUUUCUCGUUCGCUCUCUUGCUACAACUCUUUCACGUCGUGCUCGCGACUUCGGUCUAUCGUCAUCGAAACGCUACGUCGUGCAUCUUGGUGCAUGGAACUGUUCAUGCGGGAGCUUCACAGUUGAUGCUUUUCCUGGUCACCACGUAAAUACAGCUGAUCAGGUACGACAACUGCCAACUCAGGAGGAAGAGUGGACUUUUGGAGGGUUUGGUUUAGAUUUACAAGGAGAUACGCCGCCAUGCUGCAAGCAUUUGCUCGCAUGCUUACUUGCGGACAAGUGGCCAACGAUGCUGGGCAUGCAUGUUGAAGAUCGGGCUGUUUCAAGAGACGAUAUGGCUGGUAUUGUUGCGGACUUGUGA
Molecule: messenger RNA, 675 nt
Organism: Fusarium sp. VM40
Lineage: Eukaryota; Fungi; Ascomycota; Sordariomycetes; Hypocreales; Nectriaceae
Source: the annotation of a GenBank genome assembly